GAGAAUGGUGUUAAACAAGGAAACUAGUUGAAAAUGAAGUUUCCCCGUGGAACUGUGCUCAAACUACCAAAACGCGCGUUCAAGAAGAACUCCGUGGAUCCGGAGAAAUUCAGUUUUUUUAUUGUCAUUGGUUUCUUCGCUAUUUUCGGUAUUAUCAUUCUCGUGGAGUUUUUAUUUAAAGAACAGGAUGAAUAUGAUUACACUGUGGAUUAAGUAACAAGAUUCUGAUUUCCCAAAACAUAUUGUUGUUGUUUUGAGAGAGAAAAUUAAUAAUGGACGGAAAAUAUGACUUUCCAAUGGAGAUAUGUUUAAAUGACACUCAAGCAAAGGAUGAAUUAAAAGCGUUUCAUAAGUUAGUGAGCUCCAGUAUGGGUCCAAGAGGACACUUAAAAAUGGUUUUAUCUCUAGCAGAUACGAUGAUUGUCACUUCAAGCUCGGAUCGUCUCUUCGAUUUCAUGAGGCUUGAUAGUCCUCUUGUUGAAAUCCUUGUUUCAACUUCUAAAUCUCUAAGUGACUUUAGACUUUACUUCUGUUCCUUGGCUGUUCAACUCCUAGAUGUUCAGGAUAAGUUUGGAAAUAAAACUGUAGAUUUGUCAGUUCUUCCAGAUAUUCUUGAGAAGGCCAGAAUUAAAAUAGAUAUAGGAGAUGUAUUCAGUCUUAUGAGUUUAAUAACAACUAAUCUAACUUCAAAUAUAAUAUUAUAUAUAAAUACAAUAAAUAUAAUAUAGAUAUAGGAG
Messenger RNA from Eurytemora carolleeae, 737 nucleotides. RefSeq lists its product as uncharacterized. Lineage: Eukaryota; Metazoa; Arthropoda; Copepoda; Calanoida; Temoridae. Bases 273 to 728 code for a protein of 151 amino acids. The record is from RefSeq and is a predicted model, not a curated record. The transcript is spliced from 7 exons.